Messenger RNA from Haliotis rubra (blacklip abalone), 3528 nucleotides. RefSeq lists its product as uncharacterized. The transcript has 5 exons. Lineage: Eukaryota; Metazoa; Mollusca; Gastropoda; Lepetellida; Haliotidae. The coding region runs from base 101 to 1690 and encodes 529 amino acids. The record is from RefSeq and is a predicted model, not a curated record.
GAAUGCGUACGCAGACGAAUAUCAACAAUAUUUUUGAGGGCUCAAGGCGUUUCAAUAAUGGGAUAGAAUAUCGUCAACACCGGUUAUUUGUCAUCUUGAUAUGAAAAUGGAGACUGAAGAGGACUCGGAUGAAUGCAGAUCUAGCUUUAGUACAUCUAGCAGCGAUGAAGCAGACAGUACCUGUACGGCUGAAGAAGAUAAGGAGCAAUGUUGCUCUGUAUCCCACAAUUUACCCUGGCGUCAACAGGGCAAUAACCAGACAGAAAUGCACCGAUCUGUCAAAAAACUGGGGGCAAUCGUUACCGACGGUGAUAUAAUACCUGGACAUCAUGCACAGCCUGUUGUUUUCCAAGAGAACACAUUCAAUGUGGAGUUUCAAGGAGCUCCCAAAUAUCUUACCCUUGGAGAAGGAAACAAAAUUGAGCAGAAUAAGCGUGAUGAUAAAAAGAGCCUGGCACAAAGGAUUCGAGAUAAAACAGAAACAAAUAUUAAACAGUGUUCAAAGACAACUGUUGAUACUCAUGGCCUGUCUGAAGUCAUGGUCGCAAUUGGGAAUGGGUCAUCUCUUGUGAUUAUCACAGGAUCACAAGGUGAUGGAAAGACAACAAUCGCAAAAAGAGCCAUGUCAAAGCUGCAAGCAAAAGGGAAACAAAUAUUUCAAAUAUUCACACCAGACCAUCUCUCUGAAGUUGGUCUCUACGUCAGUGAGCCAGUCAUUAUGUUGGAUGACAUAUGUGGAAAGAUAAACUUUGAUGAAAGCAAAUGGAAAGGAUGGGAACCUGCCCUGAACAUUAUAUUUACGGAGACAGACAAAAACAGUAUCGUUCUGAUUGUUUGCAACAACUUCGUUCUUCAAGAAUGGUCGCGGUGCAUUGAGCAUUUACCUGUGAAACACGUAUCCACAGUUGAUGUAUCACAGAUUCGAAGAACAUAUCAGGAAAAGGAAAAUAUUUUGUCAGCAUUGGAACAGAAGCUUUAUAUGAAAAUUGAUCCAGAGAAACGCAGACAAAUAUGUGAAUGGGAUAGCCAUGGCUUUCCGAAAUUGUGUGAAAUGUUUCUGGAAAUGUACAAGAGUAACAGCUCUUCCCAAAUAGUGUCAGUAUUCCGACUUCCAACACCGUUAGACGAACACGAUGCCAUGCAUGUUUUGAAGCAAACGAGCAAGAGAAUGCUCUUGAAAAAGCUGCUUGAGAACCAAGGUGAAUUAGACGUAUAUCAAGAGACUUGUUCUGAACGUAGGUAUGAUCUCACAGAGACAGCUAGAAAUCUUGAUGGAAUAUACUUAUACAAGAGGGACGGUGUGUUCGAAUUCCGCUUGGAAUAUAUGCAUGACCUCGUGGCAUCAGCCUUUUGGGAACUCGACCCAAGGUUCGUCAUUGACAACUGCAAGAUGACAUUCAUAAGCAGGACAUUGCAACUGCAGUCUCAACAACCUUCUGGUACGGCCACAAAGUUCCUUUUUUAUUCCAGACUAUCUAUGCAAGUAUCUCCUGGCAAGAUUUACAACGGAAAUUUGCAAAGGCAAUAUAUAUUUGGCACUCUCACACAGAGCAUGCAGAUGGGAACCUUUCGCAAAGCAGCUGAUGACUUCUCUACUUCGCAACAACAAUUCAUCAAUGCAAAGUGUUGUCUCCCUGACGGAUGCUACUCACAAACUGACAUUUGCCUACCUAUCAACAAGCAAUGGUAGUUUUCACAUUUUGAAAAGCAUAGUUGACCACAUAGAACCAAUUACUGCUGAGCUUCUAAAGGAGGUCGUGUUUGGUAUUUGUGAUGCUGCAUCAGUUGGUGGGUUGCAAUAUCUGAAAGACAAAAAACUCGAAUUUGAUAUCAAUGUCAGAAAUGAUGAUUAUCAAACCCCUAUCAUGGUGGCUGCCAAUACGAAGGAGAGUACUUUCGUCAUGGAAGUGCUAGCAAUCAACCCUGACGUUAAUGUACUCGAUUGUGUGGGCAGGUCAGUACUUCACUACAUCUGCGAAAAUGGACUGGCAAGAGCAAUGAAACAGAUUGCAUGUGAUAUAACAGAUGUUGACAGGAAGGACAAGUCUGGACGUACAGCUCUUUCCAGUGCUUGUGAAUACGGACACAUUGACAUAGUGAAGGAACUCCUUAAGAUGGAUGCCAACAUAGACGUGCAAUCCUUGCACGAGUCUUGCAAGUCAAAGAAAGCAGACAUUCUCGGAUUGUUAUUUGCAGAAGGAGCAUCUGUUGAUGUAUUGUCGGAGGAUGGUGACACCCUUCUUCACUCGGCAUGUGAAGGAGGCAAAGAGGUGAUAGAUCUACUACUACAAAAAGGUUUACAUAUCAACAAGCCUGGCUUCAAAGGAAGAACUCCUCUUGACAAGGCAAUAGGACAGAAAAAUGAAACUAUCGCAAAAUACUUGGAAGAGAAAGGUGGUAAACGCAACGCAAAUCUGUCAUCUUAGCGUAUCCCAACAAGCUCUACCAAGUAAAGGUCUUGACAAAUCUAAGUGGUUUAUGUUGAAAUAAUUCAGUGUUAUAUCUAUAUCAAAUCAACGUAGGAAACAUCUUUUCUAUCACAAGGGAUAUUUAUUCUAUCACAAAAUCUACAAAUCUGGAUACUUGUAAUAAUGUCCAAUCUUUCCUGCCAUCGUAUGCCGUGUGGUAUAGAGUGAUGCUCAUGCUGUUGAUCACUGGAUUGUCAGGACCAGACUCGAUUAUCUGGAAUAAUAGCUGGAAUAUUGCCGAGAUCGGCGUCAAACAACAAGCAAGAAAAAUGUUUAACAUUUAGCGUUGUACAUAGUAGGAGCAGAAGUCAUGGUGGUGGUUUUGUGUUUAAACAUAUUUCACGGACAUACCAGGUCAAAUGGGAUGGCCAAAUUCCUCCAGCUGAGACGAUCCUCUCAAUAAACAUUCAUACCGAUAGAGGCCAAAUGUGUGGUUAUUGAACAUUGUCAUAAAUAACACACUAAGUGCUACACCGGGUAAUCAUUGUCUGCUGGGUGAACAGAGGCCAUUUUGAACGAACUCACUUGCCUAAGGUGAGACCACAUGUAUCACAUGUGCUUCGUUGUGGGACAGGACUGAAGAAACUCUCAGGAGUCAAGCUGCCAAUCACAGUCACCCAGUUACAAGUUAUCUACUUUCGUGUGUAGCUAGUUAAAUUACACAUAUAUGCAUAAGAACAUACAUACAUACAUACAUACAUACAUACAUACAUACAUACAUACAUACAUACAUACAUACAUACAUACAUACAUACAUACAUACAUACACUCAUACACACAUACAAGUGUAUGUUGCAGUAUAACUGAGUAGAACUAUUGUUUUGAAAACCAAACAGUAUAUUUUCUAUUGUGAAUUUUAUUUUGCCCUCAGCCACUGAUUUAAGCCAUAUGGUCAGCCACAUAGUAACAUUCACUAAAUACAUUAACAAUUGUUUCUGGUUCCGCUUCAAAGAAUGUACAUAGAAUUAAAUUUGUAUACCCACUUUUACACAAAAAAUACAUUUGUGGAGGAAAAUAUUGUACAACUAUCUGUGAAAUCUUAAAUAAAUAUUUUGUAAUA